Orbicella faveolata is the source of this 400-nucleotide messenger RNA. RefSeq names its product acylphosphatase-2-like. Gene Ontology annotation, molecular function: acylphosphatase activity. Lineage: Eukaryota; Metazoa; Cnidaria; Anthozoa; Scleractinia; Merulinidae. The record is from RefSeq and is a predicted model, not a curated record.
UCCAUGCAUGCUGGUUGGAGCUGGAACUGAGCUACUCGAGGACACUCUGUGACGUGUUAUUUAGACAGUUGUUUACGUUUGCGGUAAACAAAUAUGGCAGCCAGGGCCCUGUGUUCUGUGGACUUCGAGGUUUUUGGAAAAGUCCAAGGUACCCACACCGGGAUCAAUGCUGAGAAGCAUCGUUUGGUUGGCUGGGUAAUGAACACACAGCACAACACUGUGGUUGGACAAUUACAAGGAGAAGUUGGAAGUGUCAGUCGAAUGAAGAAAUGGCUGAAACACACUGGAAGUCCCAAAUCCAGAAUUGACAGAUGUGAAUUUAAGAAUGAAAAGACAAUCAGCAAAGUGGAAUUUAGAAAUUUCUCAAUCAGGAAAUGACACUGAACAUGCCGGCUACAAA